This is a messenger RNA of Penicillium soppii, 1791 nucleotides long. RefSeq lists its product as uncharacterized. The transcript is spliced from 7 exons. NCBI's taxonomy places the organism in Eukaryota, Fungi, Ascomycota, Eurotiomycetes, Eurotiales, Aspergillaceae. The record is from RefSeq and is a predicted model, not a curated record. Gene Ontology annotation, cellular component: plasma membrane. Gene Ontology annotation, molecular function: high-affinity potassium ion transmembrane transporter activity. The coding region runs from base 1 to 1791 and encodes 596 amino acids. Gene Ontology annotation, biological process: potassium ion import across plasma membrane; intracellular potassium ion homeostasis.
AUGGUAGAUCGCUUUAAGCUGAACUCACUCACUCUACAUUAUGCCUAUUUUAUUCUGACACCUAUGAUCGUCAGUGUCGUAUUCUAUCUUUCUGCGCAUCAUGAUGAUCUUCACUAUAUCGAUGCAUUGUUCAUGUGUUUCUGUGCUAUUACGGGCACUGGAUUGAACGUGGUGAACCUGUCAACACUAAAUGCAUUGCAGCAAGGCAUUCUUUUCACCCUCCUCAUCUUGGGUCACUCCAUUCCCAUCUUCGGGGUCCGCUCCUUGGUUCGAGCAUGGAAGCUUCGCUCUGCGUUGAAAAUAGACUCGGAAAGCCAAAAUGUGGAGGAAAUGGCAGAAGAUAAGAGCAAACCAAAGACAACGGCCACCGUAAUGGAGUUGCCACAGUGCCUUCCAUCUCCAAAUGAGUCAGAUUCGCUACAAAAAGACUACGGUUUUAUUACUUCCGUUGAUGGAACAAAUCCAGUCUAUACUGAGCGGGCGAUCCCAAGCCCCAUGGAUGGCAGCGAAACUCCUACAUCGAAUGCAAAAAUUUGCAAUGUUCGGGUGGCCACCAGAUUAAGGAGUACGAUACGAUUGGCAGGAAACCUUAUUAAGUCACGAGGUUCAAUCGACUAUGAUCAAUCAGGUGGGCUAGAGUAUCUAGCUGUUUGCUUGAUAUCAGCAUUUGUUAUUAUUUACUUCAUCUCCUUCCUUUGUUUGGGAAUUAUGGGUGUUGGUAUCUGGUCCCAUUUUCUGCUUUCUGGGGAGGAGCCUUUCUCGCUGCGUCCGCAUUCUCCAACAAUGGCAUGUCGCUCAUCACCACCAAUAUGGGCCCUUUUCAAAGAGAUCAUUUCUGAUGCCGAACCAAACAGGGCUUUUCCACUUCUGGUCUCUGGUUUUUUAGUUCUCGCUGGCAACACGCUUUUCCCAUGUCUACUGCGUCUUUUCAUCUGGACUACCAGAAAAGCUUUGCCAGAUCAACCCAGCUGGCAGUCAUGGCGCGGAGCUCUCGAUUAUACUCUUGCCCAAUCUCACAAUGUGAGUUAUCCCAAUUUUCUCUCUACAAAGUUGAGGCUUACAAGACCAAAGAUAUGCGAUUAUUUGUAUCCUACUUGGCACACGUUGUUUCUGUUAGGGACAGUCGUUUCCCUCAAUUGCAUCAUGUGGGGUGCAUUUGAACUUUCUGCGAUUCACAAUGAGGAGAUUGCAGCUCUUCCUCCUAAAUAUCGAGUGCUUGAUGGGCUUUUCCAAGCUUUAUCUGUGCGUGGUGGUGGAUUUUCUAUCGUGGCGUUUGAUAGAUUGCCACAAGCUUUGCUUAUUCUAUAUGUAUCGACAGCCAUCAGGUAUGCCCUAUUGUCACUAUUUACUUGCACUGAUUCUAACGCCUUGACAGCAGCCUCGAAGUAUACAAAAGGUCCCGGUCCACGCCUCUCACGCCUUGCGCGAGGUCGCUUCGUGUACCAACAGAUCAGCUCUCAAUUCAACAACGAUAUGUGGUGGCUUUGCCUUGCCGUUCUUCUGAUCACCGUCGCUGAAUCCAAUAAUUACAAAUCCGAUCCCAUGGCAUUCUCUACAUUUAACAUCAUUUUCGAGGUAGUAUCUGCAUACAGUUGUGUCGGAGAGAGUAUCGGAUAUCCCGGGAAAAGCUAUGCUUUCUGUGGCGAGUGGCACACAUUCAGCAAAUUAUUGCUGAUUGCAGUUUCGUUACGAGGCAAAAUCCGCAGUUUGCCGAUUCCCAUUGAGAGCAAUGCCAUUCUCCAGGACGAAGCCCUUCAAAAUUCGACGCAAAAUUCGACGUCGAAGGUGUAA